Molecule: messenger RNA, 5108 nt
Organism: Pecten maximus
Lineage: Eukaryota; Metazoa; Mollusca; Bivalvia; Pectinida; Pectinidae
Product: multiple epidermal growth factor-like domains protein 6
Exons: 18
Coding region: 151-2658 (835 amino acids)
Molecular function (GO): scavenger receptor activity
Source: RefSeq, a predicted model, not a curated record
AAUCAUUGCUGUGUAUUUAUAGCUUGAAGCAGACGCAAUACCACUUUGGACAUUGUCAGGAAGUUCCUUCGGAGGAUUUGUUAUACAUUUAUACGUUACUAAGGAAAUGUUUGGCCGAUUUUGUAUGGGGGACAUGAGGAUACUAACGGGAUGAAGAGGACAGGUAUAACCUCGUUGGUGUUUACACUGUCGGGGGUUUUCUUAGCGGAGUGUAUGUUAAAUUUGAAGACUAGGAUGCGAACUAGCUCUAGCCCAGUCCAUGACCCCUAUGAUUCCUCAAGGGCCGUGGACGGACGUUAUGGGUCGAACCCUUUGUCGAACUGUUUCGUGUCCACCAAUGCGAAAUCCACAGCGUGGUGGAGGGGUGAUAUCGGACACAUAUCCCGGAUUAUAAACAUCGAUAUUCAGUUCCGUGAAGGAACUGGAAGACAAAAUGGCUACUUCCUGUACGUGUCCAAUACGUCAUCAUGGACUGCCGGGAGACUGUGUUACCAUGACGACGACCCUGAUAUAAUACCUGAUGUCAUACAGAACAAAACAUGUGAACUUGAUGGACGUUACGUCAUCGUAGUCACACACAGCGACUCUAACGCUUACGUGGAGAUAUGUGAAAUCGACGUCUAUGGUUGUCCUUCCAACUUUUAUGGAGAGAAAUGUGAAUUUCCCUGCCACUGUCAACUAGGAUGUAAUACCACGUCUGGUGUCUGCGAUACCCCCGACUGUCAGCCGGGAUGGAAGGGCAGACGCUGUGAUACAGAAUGUGGACCACAUCUAUUUGGUGCUAACUGUAGUCACGUGUGUCACUGUCGAGAGUCGGGAUGUAACCAUAUAACGGGACUCUGCGAUAAACCUGGCUGUCUUCCGGGCUACAGAGGCAUCAGCUGUAGCCAGGAAUGUUCAGCCGGGACAUUUGGGGCUGAUUGCAGCCAACUAUGUCACUGUAAGACUUCCGGUUGUAGUCACGUGACAGGAAUCUGUAAAACACCCGGAUGUAGCAGAGGAUGGCAUGACAGCACGUGUAAUGAAGCAUGUGGACCAGAAACGUUUGGGGAGGACUGUAAGCAGACGUGUCAUUGUCAGACACCCGGAUGCAAUCCUUUCAUUGGUACCUGCUACGAACCCGGAUGUAAACAAGGUUGGACCGGAAACUCUUGUGACGUAAACAUUGCAAAUGCAUCCGCUUGUCCUUCCGGAAAAUUCGGCGAAGAUUGUGCAUAUGUAUGUCACUGUAAAGUUCAGGCGUGUGACCCAGUCAACGGUACCUGUACAUCUGGCGGAUGUAAACAAGGGUGGUCAGGGGAGGCAUGUGAUCAUGAGGUUAAUGGGACACAGCCUGAUAAAUGCGACCCUGGAAGAUUCGGGCAGAAUUGUUCCCUACAAUGUCAUUGUGAUGUUGGAUAUUGCGAUCACGUGACUGGCGAGUGCGUGGUACCGGGAUGUCUGCCGGGAUGGCGGGGACCAGCAUGUAACCAAUCAUGUGGCCAAGGAACGUUCGGUUACAACUGUAACAACACAUGUCACUGUUUAUUUCCCGGAUGUGAUCCUGCAAAUGGAACAUGCGACCGGAAGGAUGCCAUUUGUCAGGACGGUUGGACAGGCGACUCUUGUGAUAGAGAGUUUAAUGGGACACUGUCUGAUGAAUGUGACCCUGGGAGAUUUGGGCAGAAUUGUUCCCUACAAUGUCAUUGUGAUGUUGGAUAUUGCGAUCACGUGACAGGCGAGUGCGUGAUUCCAGGAUGUCUCUUGGGAUGGCGGGGACCAGCAUGUAACCAAUCAUGUGGCCAAGGAAGGUUCGGCUACAACUGUAACAACACAUGUCACUGUUUAUCUCCCGGAUGUGACCCUGUAAACGGGACAUGUGACCGGAAGGAAGUCACUUGUCAGGACGGCUGGACAGGCGACUCUUGUGAUAGAGAGGUUAAUGGGACACUGUCUGAUGAAUGCGACCCUGGAAGAUUUGGGCAGAGUUGUUCCCUACAAUGUCAUUGUGAUGUUGGAUAUUGCGAUCACGUGACAGGCGAGUGCGUGGUACCAGGAUGUCUGUUGGGAUGGCGGGGACCAGCAUGUAACCAAUCAUGUGGCCAAGGAACGUUCGGUUACAACUGUAACAACACAUGUCACUGUUUAUCUCCCGGAUGUGACCCUGUAAACGGGACAUGUGACCGGAAGGAAGCUAUUUGUCUGGAAGGUUGGACAGGCGACUCUUGUGAUAGAGCUUGUCCAGUUGGUACCUUUGGCGCUAGAUGCAGCCAGACGUGUUACUGUAGAAUUCCCGGAUGUCAUCACGUGACUGGAAUAUGCGAUAAAACGGCAGCUGGAUGUCUUAAUGGAUGGAUUGGAUAUGCCUGUAAUACCAAUGCCGCUGUGGACACGACGUGCACCAAUACCGAUGACAUCCUCACGGCUAUUCACGAAUCGGCCACUGUGUGUCCCCACACCGACGAUCUCGGUACGGCUAUUCUGCUGUGUGUUGUGGUCGGUACUCUACUGUCAUUGGCCGGACACGUGAUAACAGUGGUGUGGAUUUUCAGGCGGUAUAAUUGUUGCAAAUGGAGUCGCAGACAUGGUCUCUACGCAGUAGACGGAGGGCUCGAAAACAAAGCAUAUGACAGCUUUGGUCUUCAACACAACGAGGAAAUCACGUGCUCUGAAACAUGAUAUAUCAAAAUGAUGUUGUAUUUUGUUGAAACCUGUCACGUUCAAUCAUACCUAAGGCAAGGAAACCCGGUUAUAAAUCGCUUACCGAGUGGGACCUGUUGCAAUGUAACGUAACACAGAUAGGAGGACAAUGCAUUAAAUUGUAAUGUUAAUAAGUUUUGAAGAGUAAUAAUAUGUUUACUGCACUAGACAGAGUUCUUUAAGAAGACAUUUUUCUUUUUUUUUGUUGAAUACUGAUGUGUAAAAAUGUAUUUCUUAAAAACAGAUAUUGCAACAUGACGAGCUGUUGUCUUUGUGAAAAAUGCAGCUUACACACCAGUAUUCAAAAAAAGAAGAGAAAACAUAUUUCUUAUAUACGCUACUAUAAAAAAGCUGACUCGAAUUUCAGGCUGUCCACUAGAUAUACAGGAAGUAAAUAGAAUAUAUUUCCAUAAAAAAUAUAAUCUUUAUUCCAUUUCCGUGAGAGAUUUUUAAAUCAUUUCAUAUUUUGUUUUGAUUUGCCUCAUAGUUUAUAAAAAAAAUACAUUCACAAAAUGUUUAAAAAAUGUUUUCGUUCUAGUUAUGGUGAGUGACCGGACAGUUUUAGUUCUAGCUAUGUUGAGUGAAUGGACAGUUUUAGUUCUCGCUAUGGUGAGUGACUGGACAGUUUAAGUUCUGGCUAUGGUGAGUGACUGGACAGUUUUGGUUCUAGCAAUGGUGAGUGACUGGACAGUUUAAGUUCUCGCUAUGGUGAGUGAAUGGACAGUUUUAGUUCUCGCUAUAGUGAGUGAAUGGACAGUUUUGGAUCUAACUGUGGUGAGUGACCAGACAGUUUUAGUUCUAGCUAUGGUGAAUGACCAGACAGUUUUGGAUAUAGCUAUGGUGAGUGACUGGACUGUUUAAGUUCUCGCUACGGUGAGUGACUGGACAGUUUUGGAUCUAGCUAUGUUGAGUGACUGGACAGUUUAAGUUCUCGCUAUAGUGAGUGACCAGACAGUUUUGGUUCUAGCUAUGUUUAGGGACUUGACAGUUUAAGCUCUAGCUAUGGUGAGAGGCCAGACAGUUUUAGUUCUAGCUAUGGUGAGAGACCAGACAGUUUUAGUUCUAGCUAUGGUGGGUGACCGGACAGUUUUGGUUCUAGCUAUGGUGAGUAACCGGUCAGGUUUGGUUGUAGCUAUGGUGAGUGACUGGACAGUUUUGGUUCUAGCUACGGUGGGUGACUGGGUUUGAUUCUAGUCAUUUGGUUCGAUUUGUUAUAUGAAGUUGCACUGCGUAUUCAUGAAUGACGCCAUUUAUAACAAAAUUAUAUCUGAAUCGCGGAACUUUUAUUUAUAAACUUUGUGUAAUAUACAUAGCAUUAACUUUGUUGAACUAAAAAAAUCCUAUGUACGCAAGGGUUUCGCUCUCUACAUUCACUUGUUCAGAAGGUUAUAGUGACUAAGCCUUUCUAUUCCUUGUAGUAUUGAGGAUGAGAGUCCAUUUGUUGUUAAAUGUCUUAUAUUACCAAUUAAUGUACUUGUUUCACAAUUUGCCAUUAAACGUUUUUUUCCUAUGGAAAUAUUAUAUCGAAUGUAUAUGUUUUGUAUCAAUAACAUAUCCUGUGUUCAGUCUACAAACGUGAUUUAAUGGAAACUUCAGUGCUGUAUCAGGUUCGACAAAAAUCAUAUCUUAAGAUAAUGUUACAAAACAGGGAUAGCUGUGACAUUAAUUAUAUCUUAAAAUAAUAUGUAAAUCAAAUAGUUCAUGAUGUCUUAAAAUAAUAAGUAAAUCAAAUAGUUCAUGAUGUCUUAAAAUAAUAUGUAAAUCAUAUGUAGCUGUGAAGUUCAUGAUAUCUUAAGAUAUUAUUAUAAAUCAGGUAUAGAUGUGAAGUUCAUGAUAUCUUAAGAUAAUAUUAUAAAUCAGGUAUAGCCGUGACGUUCAUUAUAUCUUAAGAUAAUGUUAUAAAUCAUAUGUAGCUGUGAAGUUGAUGAUGUCUUAAGAUAUUAUUAUAAGUGACAUAUUGGUGUGAAGUUCAUGAUACCUUAAGGGAAUCUUAUAAAACAGAUAUAGGUGUGAAGCUCAUUAUAUAUUAUGAUAAUAUUGUAAAUCAGACGUAGCUGUGAACUUAAUAAAAUUGAUUAACGAGUUUGCAUGAUUGUCUGUUUUUUAAUACUCUUUUACACACUCUAGCAGCACAAUUUAAUGGUGAGGUUCUGGUAGUUUUAUAUUUGGUAUGUAUAUGUCCUACGUUUGGUAUCUUUAAAAAUGGCAAGACAAGAAAACAACUUACUCUAUAAACUAUUGUCAAAUAACACUGGACAUAGAACACUAAAACAUUUACAUGUGAUGCCCAUCAUAUUAAUGGUUCAUACUUUGAUACACUGAUGUUAACAUGUUAAAGUAUGUAUUACAAUGUUGAAGAUAUGCCUAUGCACUAUAUACGUAUCUUGUUAUAUGUUAGUAACAUAAGAUAAUAAAAAGAAUACAAAGCA